Molecule: messenger RNA, 557 nt
Organism: Sorex fumeus (smoky shrew)
Lineage: Eukaryota; Metazoa; Chordata; Mammalia; Eulipotyphla; Soricidae
Gene: MORN5
Product: MORN repeat containing 5
Exons: 5
Coding region: 39-557 (172 amino acids)
Source: RefSeq, a predicted model, not a curated record
GACGCUUGUCUCCGGCGCCGAGCUAGAGCCUAGCGGUCAUGCAGUACACCGGGAGCCAGUAUUUUGGGGAAUAUGUGCAUGGGAGGAUGGAGGGAAAGGCCGAAUACAUCCUCCCCACGGAAACGAGAUACGUCGGGGACAUGAAGGACGGCAUGUUCCAUGGCAAGGGAACCCUGUUCUUCCCCAACGGGAGACGCUACAGUGCCACCUGGGAGAAGGGACUGGUCAUCGAGGGCACCUACACCUUCGAGGACGGCCUGAAGUAUAAGGACAAGUUCUGGCAUUACUGUGACGGCUACGAUCGGAGGUUUUACACCGAGAUCCGCAAAGGCUUGAAGCCAGCAGGUAUCUGUCAGCUCACCAACAUGGACCCGCCCAGGAAAGUCCCUCUCGGCCUUUACGACUGCGGGGAUGGCUUCUACAACCCGACCACGAGAAUCAUCAAGGACUACAAGAACCGCUUCCUGAGAAACGCAGAUGACGAUGAGCACGAGUGGAUCACCCGCACCUGUCGGAAAGGCUGGGACGAGAGCAAGCCCACCUGGUCCGAGAUGUGA